Messenger RNA from Gracilinanus agilis (Agile Gracile Mouse Opossum), 670 nucleotides. It is a transcript of the gene GNG11, whose product is annotated as G protein subunit gamma 11. Bases 244 to 465 code for a protein of 73 amino acids. Gene Ontology annotation, cellular component: heterotrimeric G-protein complex. The record is from RefSeq and is a predicted model, not a curated record. The transcript is spliced from 3 exons. NCBI's taxonomy places the organism in Eukaryota, Metazoa, Chordata, Mammalia, Didelphimorphia, Didelphidae. Gene Ontology annotation, molecular function: G-protein beta-subunit binding. Gene Ontology annotation, biological process: G protein-coupled receptor signaling pathway.
GCCCCCUGGCCCUAGACAGGCCCCGAGGGGAGCGAGGCGAGCAGGGUCUGACGGAGGGCCGCAUCCUCUUCCUGGAUUCACACACAAAGCCCGGAUGUGACUCGAAAAAACAGGCAGUCCAGCCCAGCCCAGCCCCGGGAGCCCCUUCCAGUGCGCUAGGAGAGCGCCGGAGCUGGCAGCACGGUCGGUCCUGGGUUCGAGUCCUAACGGGGCCCCUUUCUAGCUGGCUGACCCGGAGGGAAGAUGCCGGCGGUCCACGUGGAAGACCUGUCGGAGAAGGACAAGCUGAAGAUGGAGGUGGCGCAGCUGCGGAAGGAGGUGAAGCUGCAGAGGCAGCAGGUUUCCAAGUGUUCCGAGGAGAUCAAGAAGUACAUCGAGGCACGCUGUGGCGAAGACCCGCUGGUGAAGGGCAUCCCGGAGGAUAAGAAUCCCUACAAGGAGAAAGCAGGCUGCACCAUCUCCUGAGCCUGGGCCGAGGGCAAGGCCGAGGCGGCUCUGCUUGGACCUCGGAUGCUCCAGAACACUCUGAGGAGGGAGUGUUUCCCCCUUUGGUGGGCGCACAGGGGAGCCAAAGCUCCAGAGGCAGGCCGGAGGCCCUCACCCACCCGCAGCGCUUUGUUGGGGAGCAGCCCCCCUUCUUUUCCCUCAAUAAAGCUAUUCCUCCCUUUUU